Molecule: messenger RNA, 663 nt
Organism: Aspergillus brunneoviolaceus CBS 621.78
Lineage: Eukaryota; Fungi; Ascomycota; Eurotiomycetes; Eurotiales; Aspergillaceae
Exons: 1
Coding region: 1-663 (220 amino acids)
Source: RefSeq, a predicted model, not a curated record
AUGAGUUUCCGGGCCACGCGUUUGCCCGAGGCCGAGAAUCCAGGUCCUCGUGAUGUCAACUCUGUUGACGAUAUUGUAUGGCAGUGGGAUCGUCGUGGGCCGCCAUAUUAUGAGCUGGAGAACAUACGCCAGACGCUGUCGCUGGAAGAGCUGAGGGCGGAACUACGUAAUCGGGAUGACGCGCUGGCUCGGGCUCGUGAGGAGAGUCUGAAUGAGGAGGCUGAUGACGAUGACGAAUUAUCACUUUUGUCCGCGUGCUUUUCGGUAAAGAGGGAUCUGGCAAUGGCUGUGUUCGACCGUAGUGGCAAUAGUAUACAGAUUCAUCUGCGGGUUCACACAAAGUACCAUUGGGUCUGGGAAGAGUUUGACGGCGACUUCCGGACGAUUUCCUUUGUGAAUUUGCAGACUCGUGACAAAUUUUCAGCCCUGACGAAAUACUCUUGCAUUGGCGAGGCUGAAGACAGCCACCUUGUAUCUCUGCUAGCCGGGUUGCUGUCGGAAAGAAAUACGCUUAGCGCCUACGUGUUCGACAAGCUUGGCAAUAGCAUGCCGAUCCGCCUGUGGCGAGAUGAGAAAGUUGUUGUCUCUGUAGAAUUUGACGGGGACUUUGCGACGCUUUCUCUGAUGAGGUGGAAGAUUGACAGCGGUUCUGGGAAGUAUUAG